This is a messenger RNA of Trematosphaeria pertusa, 1710 nucleotides long. RefSeq lists its product as uncharacterized. Gene Ontology annotation, biological process: ubiquitin-dependent endocytosis. Gene Ontology annotation, molecular function: protein-macromolecule adaptor activity; ubiquitin protein ligase binding. Gene Ontology annotation, cellular component: cytosol; cytoplasm; plasma membrane. The record is from RefSeq and is a predicted model, not a curated record. The coding region runs from base 1 to 1710 and encodes 569 amino acids. The transcript is spliced from 4 exons. Lineage: Eukaryota; Fungi; Ascomycota; Dothideomycetes; Pleosporales; Trematosphaeriaceae.
AUGCCGCGCUCAGGCGUUGGAGUCUUUGGCAGGACCGCCGCGCCGGUCCUAGAGAUCAAGCCGGAUUCCCCGUUCGUGGUCUUCUAUGGAGAGCCGUCGGAGGCGCAGAACGCAGAGCUCACCGGCAAGCUCGUCCUCACCAACCCAGAGUCCAUGUCGGUGCGGAGCAUACGCAUGGCAUUGACGGGCGUGCGCAAAGUCUCGUGGCACACGACCAACACGGUGACGCCGCAGCCCAUCAUGCAGAAGCAGCACUUCCUACUCGAGAACCUCAACCUCUUCCCCGUCGACGGAAACAAGAACAAGCCGCACAAGAUCAAUGCCGGCGUGCACGAGUGGGAGUUCAAGUUCAAGAUGCCGAGCCAUCUGGACGAGAGCGUUGAGGGCCUCCCCACCAACUGGAUCGUGUACAACUUGAAAGCGACCGUGGACAAGGGAUACAUGAGCAAGCCAUUGACGGCUUCGUCGCACAUUCGAGUGAUACGGACCCUGGGGCGGGAUAUGAUGGAAACCGUCCCCAUGGAGCAGAUCAACGAGGACAUCUGGGCCUCGAAACUGGCGUACAAAAUCACCGUGCCACAGAAAAACUACAUUGUCGGGACAUCAAUAACGGCCGACUUCGUCCUAAUACCCUUACGAAAAGGGGUGGAGAUAGCGAACAUCAAGAUAGAGCUCAUAGAAUCGCGUCAGCUCUUCUGCGACUAUGCCGGACGGCGGAUAAGCCACCAGACCGAUGUUCAAGUCGCCGUCAAGGACGAAAACAUGCCCGAAAACUCCGAACACGUAGUUCCCAACGGAGUAGAAGAGGCCGAUCAGCUGUUCGAUGAGUGUCACCGCUUCUCCAUGACGCUAGAUCUGCCCAAGUCCUUGAAAAAGUGCAGGCAGUCUGUGGACACGGACAGCAUCCGGAUAUCGCAUAAACUCCGCUUGUACGUCAAUCUGCAUAACCCGGAGGGGCAUACGAGCCAACUCCUGGUCAAGAACCAUGUCCACCUGUUCAUAUCCCCCAAUCUCCCGCCCCGCGAGGAUCAGAGUGUUGAAGUCGAUCACAACCUGCUAUCCCAACAAGCAAUACGCGACGAGGUUCAUCAGAAUGCACCGCCAACGUACGGCCUCCAUCAGCUGGACGAGCUGUACAACGACAUUGACCCCAGCGGAUUCAUGACUCCCGGCGGGCAUGCGAGCCUAGGCAAUAGCGGGGCAAAUACCCCCUUCUACACUCACAGCCGUUCUGGUUCCGUCGAGGAUCUUGCAUCAAUGGAUGCCGUUGCAGGCGGUCCGUCCUCAACGGUCCUCCACAACCGCCUCCAAAACCUCAACGUGAACCAGAACAACCGCAUUACUCGGCUUGCGCCCACUCGUCAUCAUUCAUCAGGGGGUAGUACUCCACAUUCUGUCCUAGACGAGCCCAGCCACCCGCCGCCGUCGAAUUACUACAACCCCGACGGAGUGUUUGACAUGGAAGCUCUUGCCCGUACGCCCUCCUAUAACACAGCUGUGCGCACUCCAACACGGACUCCCAUAUCAGAAGACCUGCCGACGUACGAAAUCGCCACCUCCAGACCGUCGAGCCCUAGCAGAACUCCUCAUAGUGGGGGAACGACGCCAAGUCCAGCGCGCAGUCUGGACACGCUUAGAGAGGAAACGCAACGAAACACCGAAAUCAAUAGUCAGAGACAAAGUCCAAGAACGAGCAACGACGGAAGGUAA